Ooceraea biroi (clonal raider ant) is the source of this 8371-nucleotide messenger RNA. RefSeq lists its product as uncharacterized. The record is from RefSeq and is a predicted model, not a curated record. Gene Ontology annotation, molecular function: ubiquitin protein ligase activity; protein binding. Lineage: Eukaryota; Metazoa; Arthropoda; Insecta; Hymenoptera; Formicidae. Gene Ontology annotation, biological process: proteasome-mediated ubiquitin-dependent protein catabolic process; protein polyubiquitination.
UCAGUUGUUAUUUAAUAAAUUUAUUUCUUUAUUUAGUUAUUGAAUAAAUCAAUGUUAUUUAAUAUAUUUACUAUUUACUAUUGAUAAUCCGUUUGCUCGGAUUCCUAUUUUUUUCCUUAGUACCUUUCAUACAAUUUAUCCUGUUCACUUUAAUUCGCGCUGCGUUUCUUUGAAUCCAGAUUAGGUAUCGAAAGCAAUCGUUACAUUUUCAUAAUUCUCCGAAAACCCCAUGUCGGAGCAUUUCCGUCGAGCGGCAUUGAAAGCUCAAGCGAGAGCGAAAGUAACGGCGACCGCCACUCAGCGCCCGCUAGUGAAAACGAAAUCGGGGAAACUUCGAUCGACCUCGCCGAAAAUUACGCACGUUGUAGCGCGAUGUAGAAUUAAUUAUUCAAAUAUGAAAUGCUGGGAAUUUGUAAAAGAUAUUUUCUACUUGAAAUUAAAGUAAAUCUAAAAUAAAUACAAAGAGCAUUUCUGUGAGAUGUUUCAGUUAAAAAAGCACAUUAUUCUGAAUACAAAAAGGUGAAAUUUGCAAUAAUAUCUAAUUAUAUUGUAUUAUAUUUGUUUCGAGCUUAAAUUAUGUCAUACUUAUAUGUAACAAAUAGCACUCGUUUUCGGACACACACUGGAUCACAUCCACACUGCACAUCCGCGUGUUCGCGCACAAGCAUGAUCAUACCGGGCCACUUCGUCGGCUGUUUUACUUUCUCCUCCUUCGCUUUCCCUCGAGAGGAAAAGCGGAUCAGACCUUGGUCGCCAUGGCAAUUACAUGGGAAUACCACCCUCUGCGAAUAUCAGGAAUACCGGAAAAAGCAUAGACUUGGUGACCUGACACACGAUGCAUUCGCGCGGAAAAAUAACGCAGGGACACGAUUUCAUUUCUAUAUGUCAUGUGUUUUUGUGUCUUCAUCCCUUAACUAUGGCAUAUGGUACGGUUAGAUCGAUACUGUCAGAUGGCAAAAUAAAUUUACAUAUAUAUGUAUAUAUGUAAAUUUAUUUUGCCAUUAUAUAUAUAUAAUGUACAAUGAUCAGAAUAACUUAUUGAUAACUUAUACGAAAAAUCAGAAUUGUUUAAAAUUCCAAUUUUGUUCGAGGAUUCUGUUAAAUUUCUAUGAUUUUUCUUUCUUUUAUUUUUUUUUUUCUCUCAAAUCCAUUUACUUAUUUUAGCAUUUGUAAGUGUCUCAUAUAUAUUUUUUAAUAUAUCAUGAAAGUUAUUGUUUAGCAACACAUAAAAUCUAAAGUUUAUAAAAAAUUAAUAUUUAAUCAAUUUUAUAAGGCGAUUAUAUCGCCACCAUAUCGAUAUCAUCCAUGAUCAGGCAAUCGAUAUUCUAGUCAAGUUUUAAUAACCGAAAAAAUAAAAUAUAUAUAAUUAAAAGAAUAAGAAAAACAUAAAAUAUGAAAAAUUGAAACUAUUAAAUAAUAAUCUGUCUUUCUAAAAAAAUUGAUUCCAGAUUAGCCGUACAGUCUAAUAUCGAUAAAUGUGUUAGAAACAAAACACAUUGUAUUAUAUUAGGGUAUUAUAUGAGGUGACCUCACGAAACAAAUCUUUGUCAACGCGAGAUCAUCGCUUAGUUCGGUGCGGACAGUGGUCCGUGGUAGUUGGAAUAUAAACAGCUUACGAACGAGAUCGUUCUUUCAGAGGGAAACUGACGAAUUUAGUUGUAUCAACGAGGUACAGAACAGGAACUGCAAAUUGUUCGUGCAUUCUGAGCGCUUUUAGACAGAAAAACAAGAUUCUCUGAUAGUGUGACACGAAAGAUUUCUUUGGAAUUUGAUCAGCAACUCCUGUCCCGCAAUGAAUCAACCAAAAUUGCCCCACAAAGGGGUAAAUCCGUCUACAUUUCUACUGCCUCUCGUCACAAAUUAUCAAAAUUUCGUGGAUUUCGUGGAGAAUCCAAACAUUAAAUAUGAUAUUCAGCCAAUAAUAAAGCAAACAAAACGAUCGUUUCAGUUGAUACGUGAGUAUCCCCAGCAAGACUUUCACAAUCUCAAAAUGCCCGAAAUCCCUGAUCAGAUCGAAAAUGCCAUAUCGCAAGAUUCUUCGGAUACCAGGCAAUUAGAUUCUGGUGACUCAAGUGACUCAAGUGUGCCGGUAUCCUCGGAUACCAAUAAUGUGUCAGACUUGUUUCUGGAAAAGCAUCUAGUGCAAAAUGAUCAAUCCAAUUCGAACUUCUCGACUUCCAAUCGAAAUGAGAACUGCCAGGAAAACGAAUUGCUGAAAGAUUAUGAGGAUAUUAAAAAUGAUAACAAAGAUUUUCAGAAGAUCGGUACGCUCGACGUGAACGACAACUACGUCGAACACAAAUCACUUGUGCCCAAGCAAAUUGUCUGUAGCUCGGCUCCCCAAGGGGAUGUAUCCAAAGCAUCAUCAAUGGAGGACCAAAUGUCUGAGUGUUCGCCAAACCAGCUGACAAACGACCAGAUGACAGACUACAAAAAUGAUCUGUGCAGCACCCGAUUGUUCUACUGUCAGACUUGCUGCAAGUCCGUGUCCGCGGAGGCAAUCAAUGUAGACUGCGAUCCUCAUUGCGCUCACAAUCAUGUGACGGUCGAUUUUAUGGAAUUCGUCAACACCGUGCACCGUCAAGCCGAAGAUGUGAUGCAGCAAGCCUGGCUCGGACUCGACGCUCUCACAGAAGAUAUAGAAAAUGCGAGGUUGGACAUUGAAACCUUAGAUCAGAGGACUAGAGAGGCAUUCAAUGAUGUGAGGCUGUUCUCGCGUAGAAUGUGGUCUGCUAUGGAAGAGAAGGAGAAUAAACUGUUUCAGCAAAUCAUAGACGCACAGCAACGGAAACUUGAGGUUCUCCAAGAAAAAUAUAAAAAUUUGAAUGAUGAUAAAGUCCGAUUAUCACAGGCCAUGAAUGCUCUCAAACAAACUGUCCACUAUGCGCAACCAUGCAUCAUCGCGGAUAACCCCGAUGACGGAAUUAGCAGAGUUUUGAAGAGCAAGGAUAUGGUGUUGGCUGAAAUCUGGCAGAUUCGUCAAAACUGGAAAACAAGGAUCGGAUCUGAUCGAAGUGAGAACUGGAUCUCGUUCAAGGGUUUCGACAAGAACCUACUUUUCGCGAUCGCCAAUGUAGGGAACGUCGUUCUAAACGAUCCAGGCACCAUCGGGGAUCGUCGGCCGAAUCGCGAUCACACGUCAUCACCCUUGUGUUUUCUCAACGAGACGAUUACCACGGGGAUUCCGCGCGGUCGUCCGAUACCGAAUUACGAUCACGACAUCGUCCUUCCUUACCGAAACAGAACCAGACUGUUGAUCUGGAGCACGGAGAUCAUGAUCGUUGGCAAUGACGGCGAUCGUGCCAAUCUGAAUAAUCUCUGUCGUCCAUGGGGAGUCAUUUGCGACACCAAGCACAUCUUCGUCAGCGACAGGUCUAACGAUCGCAUACAGGUCUAUAAUCAGGAUGGCACGUUUGUCAGAAGAUUUGGAAGUUCCGGCAACGGUCCUGGCCAAUUCAACCGUCCGGCCGGGAUCACCAUCGAUACAUGGCAUCGUAUCAUUGUAGCCGAUAAGGAUAAUCAUCGCAUUCAGAUUUUCACGACGGAGGGCGAAUUCGUGCAGGUGUUCGGUGAGAAGGGCGAAGCUUUCGGGCAGUUCCUUUACCCCUGGGACGUGACGACGAACGCGGCGGGCCAGAUCGCGAUUUCAGACACCAGAAAUCAACGUGUCCAGCUGUUCAGCCCGCAGGGCCAGUUCCUAUGCGUGUUCGGUGGCAAGACCAUGCCGAACGUGAUGAAAGAGUUGAAUUCACCGCGCGGGCUCUCCUUCACGCCCGAAGGAGAUCUCCUCGUCACCGAUUUCAACAAGCAGCGGAUGGUGCUGAUCUCGCACGAAUUUUCAAGGAUGCGCGUAAUCAACUGCGAAGUGGUGGAGGAGCAAGUUGGUGAUCACUGGAAGAGACGUAACGAACAGGAUGAUGAAUUGGACAUCAGCCAGCGAUACGAGAAUCAGACUCACACGCCGCUCCUGAGACCCCAGGGCGUGAUCACGGACGACAAAGGCAACAUCCUCGUCGCUGAUUCUCGUCACAACUGCAUACAGGCCUUCAACUCGUUCGGCUCGCUCUUGUUCAUAUUCAAACCGGGCCCGGAAGUGAUGGGGGUUCCGCUCUCCGUGGCCUUCCUGGGUGAUGGCAGGAUCGCGAUCGUCGAUGACCGAGAUCGCGUGCUGCUGGUAAGGCUGGAGAAUUGUCAGUUGCCGCAAAAGAGAUGAAGGCCUGAUCGUUUGGGUUGACACCCUAAAAAUCCGCUUAAGAUUCUGAUUGGGGCGAAUGUGAAAGCUCUUGGAGCUUCUCGUGGCUGUUUUAACGCGGACGUCUUCUCUUUGCGUGUCUUCCACGGCUGUAUCACUUCGAUGGAUUGGGACGAAAUCACUGACGAUGAAUGAAACGGAGAUGUAGCAAGAAGAGCGAGAGAGUUUUAUUGGCACUAAGUCCGAUUUGCCGAUCAGCGAAUACCGCAACGACUCUUAUGUUGGUGGCAGCUUAAUUAUCCACCAUUUUUUGUCUUGAAAUUGUCUAUUUGAAAGUGCGUGAUUUCCCUAAUAACAAGUUACACUAUCACUAAUUUACGCGAACGCCUACAAGCAAUUAUAUCUUCGCUCCAUCCAUGCGAUGUUUGAUGUUUUGUAAUUUAUAAUUAAUGUUUUUUUUUCUGUGUAAUAUACACAAAUCGAUGCACGCUUUUUGAAUAGGGAAAAUUAUUUGAUACUUGGUGAAGAAAUCUGCAUCGACCAUUAAUUUUUCUAAAAUUUUGUUCAUUUUUUGGUGAAUACUUAGAAAUCAGAUCUGCACGUUGCGGAAUUCGCUUUCAUUGAUUGCGCUUUUGGAAUUAAUCCCGUCUUUGCUUAUAUGAAAUUUAUACGGACGAUUCCUCACAGAUGCAGAGAUAUUUCCGUAUUGACGAUAUUGCUACAGAUUAUCAAUCAGGAUAAUCGUAACAGCAGGAUAAGUGCAUAUAGUUAAUAUAAAAGCACUAUUUAAAGAUAGUAUUACUAGUCAUAAUCUUCCAUAAUUUUAUGAUGGCUGUUAAGUUUUUCUCUUCUUAGUAAAUUUCUACUAGUAAUUAUAUUUAUUUUUUAUACUAUUUGUUUUACCGUUCAUUUUAUGAUAAUUCUUUACAAUAAUUUAGAAACAAAUUUUAUGACUAAUAUUAACUUAAUAUUAAGUUAAUAAAUAGAUAAUUUUUAUGGAUUCUUGUUGAAUAUUAUGGAAUCUUAUUGAAUAUUACAAUAACAGCAACUAAUUUUUAUAAUUUUCAUUUUUUUCUAUUGUUGCUUAAUAUAAGAGAAUUCUGAAAGUUAUCUUAAUAUAAUAUAGAGAAACGCUGUAUACACUGACCAUUUUAAACAUUAAUGUCCAAGUAUACACUCUUGCGUUGAACACAAGAAAUUUGCGAAAAGAGAAAAUCGUCCUAGAAGAAAUAUAAUUUUUUGUUACCUGAAAUUAUGACAAAAAGAUCUCAUCUAAUGAUGAAAAUAAUAAAUUAUGAGCAAGGUUUUUCUCGUAAUACAAAAGUUAAUGUGAUACAUAUGUGAUCUUAUCGGGGAAUAUUGUAUUUGUAUUAUUAAUUUAUGAACGACUAUAUUUAAUUUUCCUGGCAGUUUUCAUGUCAUGUGAUGUUCAAAAUUUCUUGUAACAUCCUAGAACGUUUGUUUGCAGAUUAAUAUUUUUAUAUUCAGUCAGGAAUCCUCGUUACUGAUUUAUUAUUUUCAUCGCUAGAUUUAUUUUUACAAUUAUAUGUAUUAUAUGUAAUGCACAGUAAAGCUUUGCGAUUGGACGGACGCAUGAAAUGCGCAGUAGUUUAGAUAAUUCUUCAUAAUUUUAAAAGAGAAAUCCAAAUAAUUCGCAAUAGAGACAAAAAGAGGACCGUAUACGCGCUAUACGGUUCAUAUGAUCGACUAACAACGCAUUGUUGAAAAGAAAAUAACGAUGAUAGAACUAAUUAAUGAAAUCAGUAAUUAAAAGUUAACAGUUGUAUCGUUACUAUUAUGUAUGGGCUCUUGGAUAUUUGAUCAUUUAUAUAAAUUGGGCAAAAGAUAGAGAUACGAUUUUAUAGAAUACUGUUCGUUUAUCUUUUGUGUUUUAUAAUUGUUUUUGUAAUUGCAAGUAUUCACAAAAUUGAGGUUCAGAUUUUUUAAAUUAAUUUUUUUAAUUUUGAGAACAGCCGCUUUUAUGUAGAUGUGCGUAUCUUAUACUGUGUAAACAAGUAAUAGGUGAAAUUCUGUUUUAUUUUUUUUAUUUUUAUUUUUUUUAAACAUAAAAUAAAACACAUCAUAUAUAUUUUUAAUGCAUCAGUUUAUUUUAAAACGUAUUAACAUUUCAACAUAGUAGAUUUGUUGACAUGGGAGAGUUGUUGGCUCUGCAAGUUAAGUAAGCGAGGAAAUAUCGGACGCAGAAUAAUAAUGAAGCAUCUUUGGAAUGAAAGAACGGAAAAAUGGAGAGGAUGAAAUCAACUUUUUAUUUCCGCGGAAUUGUUCGCGCGUCACGGUUCUCUCAAAUCUGAGGAAACAACAUAUAUUCUCUCGACAUGAAUUAAUUAGUAUCGUUAAAAAUUAUUGUGUAAGUUUAUUGUUAAGAUUAACUACCUAAUAAUGUUAGAUAUUAACGUUAAUCGUUAUCUCAGUUGAGGCGUAAAAGGUAGUACAAAAUAAAGAGAGAGCGAGAGAGAAAGAGAGAAAGAGGAAUAUGCAUAUACGCGUGCAGGUAUACGUGAAAAUUAUAAAAUUAUGAAGAUAUGAUAUGGAAAGAAUAUCAGAAAUCGCUUGUUAAGGGGAAAGGCAGUGGCAUGCUGAUAGUUUUUGCAGAUUGUUUGACGAAAUCUGGCUGAGAUUCUGGUUGAAUUGACAUGCUUGUGAUUGUAAAAAAAUACUCUUUUGCGAGUCAUACGACGCAGUCGUAUAUAUUAUCGUAUAUAUAUCAUAAGGAUACAUAGUCUGCCAACUCUCUCGGAUCCGUUGCUUUGAAUUUUUGCGAUGUUUCUUCCAACACUUUCCGCGUGUAAAUAAUUUGGAACUAGAGCAGCCAGUGUUGCAUAUAUUUACAAUUUGUAAUUCUAGCGACAAGAUAAGGAGCGCCAAGAGAUCUGAGAGCUGCUUAACUGUAUGUUGUUCUCUUAGACAUAAGCUGAUUCUUCUUCUACCUCCUAGCUGCUCCGGAUGACAUUGGCCGUUCCAAUUUCAUUGAAAUGGAAAGAACUUCCCGCGCUAGUCCCUUCUCCCUGUAGAUUACCCGAUUGAUCCGACAAAAUGUGACGUCUAGAAGAGAAAUAUUUUUAAUGAAAGGGAAAUGCUGGAACGGUGCUUCGCGCGGAUGGAAAAAAAUCAGAUUUUUUUGCGAGUGUCUCGCGCGCGAGAAAUAAAUUGGAGGGUCGCUCGAAUAUCUCUCACGCACACGAUGAUGGUGACAAUACGACCGCAUCAUGAGAAAGUCGCCAUUACCUCACAGCACGAGCGUCGCGUGUUAGUAUUCAAUGCGACGCGCGUUCGUGCAACGCCAAAUCCCGGCUGUGCUAAACACAUAUAAAGGAAUCACAAAGCGAAUCCACCCCGCGAUACAUAUGUACACAUAUAUCUGUAUCAAGGAAAAAUCGCGAUCCGUUUCAGUCAAUGAACUUUCGUGAUAGGAUCCGAGAGGGAUCGUGACUGACUUUCUUUGAACAAUCUUUCAUAAGUGUGAUUAGGGCAAAACUUUCUACGUGUGUUACACGACGUUCUGUAUGUAUCACGUCUAUCAUAUAAAAUGUUUGAUGAGAAUCAUCUCCCUAGGUCGAUCGCGCGUAGGUGGCCCCUGGGACCACGAAGUCGCAGGGGUGAUCCUCCCGUAAAAGCGAUGUGUGUAUCCCCCUUCUGUCACGCAUUAUUUUAAAGUAGCGUAUCUGCGCGACUAUUUUUACACCCCGUGUCAAAGUGCAUUUUAAGCAGAGCAUUUUGUAUGCGCGCGUUAAUUUUACGGCUGAUAAUCGCAACGACGCAAGCUCGUUUGAAAAACGAGCGAACAUUUGCGCUUGUUUCCACACAGAUAUAUCUCAUUAUGAAACGAAAAAAGAUAAUUGAGAAUAAAUAUAUGAAGCAAGACGAAAAAGUAGAGACCCUGAAAUUGCCGAAAAUAAGAAUCAAAAUCAACGGUGUAUUUGUCCGAGAAGACACUAAAAGAAUUUUCUUUGCAUUCCUUUUGCAUAUCAUGAAUCUGCUCAUACGAUAACUAUAUAGUCUGUUACUAGUCUUUUCUUUCAAGAAAAAUCAAUUUUCGUAAAGUGAUACUUUUUUAUGUCACAAUUAACAAUAAUUAACAGUUGUAUAUAUAGCGCACUUGGUAAUCUAUGCAUUUCCUUUAAAUGAUGAGAUAACCGAUAGAUGCUAAAGAAUGUAAAA